Messenger RNA from Balaenoptera musculus (blue whale), 623 nucleotides. RefSeq names its product rRNA-processing protein FCF1 homolog. Gene Ontology annotation, cellular component: nucleolus; small-subunit processome. The record is from RefSeq and is a predicted model, not a curated record. NCBI's taxonomy places the organism in Eukaryota, Metazoa, Chordata, Mammalia, Artiodactyla, Balaenopteridae.
AACAGUGCGGCGUGAACAUGGGGAAGCAAAAGAAAACACCGAAGUAUGUGACCAUGAAGCGAAUGCUUAGUCUCAGAGAUCAGAGGCUUAAGGAAAAGGCUAGAUUAAAACCGAAAAAGAAAGAAAAGAAAGAUCCCAGUGCACUCAAGGAAAGAGAAGUCCCCCAACACCCUUCCUGCUUAUUCUUGCAAUAUAACACACAACUGGGCCCAAGCUGUGGAUCUUACCACAUCCUGGUCGAUACCAACUUUAUCAACCUUUCCAUUAAAGCCAAACUGGACUUAGUGCAGUCAGUGAUGGACUGUCUGUAUGCCAAGUGUAUCCCUUCUAUAACUGACUGCGUAAUGGCUGAAACUGAGAAAUCGGGGCAGAAGUAUCGAGUGGCUCUAAGGAUUGCCAAGGAUCCAAGAUUUGAACGAUUACCAUGCACACACAAAGGAACCUAUGCAGUUGACUGCUUAGUACAAAGAGUAACUCAGCACAAGUGUUACAUUGUGGCCACAGUUGACUGGGACCUUAAACAAAGAAUCCGGAAGAUCCCUGGAGUUCCCAUCAUGUACAUUUCUAACCAUAGGUACAACACUGAGCGGUUGCCAGAUGAUUAUGGCGCCCCUCGGUUCUAA